Loxodonta africana (African savanna elephant) is the source of this 2323-nucleotide messenger RNA. It is a transcript of the gene EZR, whose product is annotated as ezrin. Gene Ontology annotation, cellular component: cytoskeleton; filopodium; microvillus. The coding region runs from base 167 to 1927 and encodes 586 amino acids. Lineage: Eukaryota; Metazoa; Chordata; Mammalia; Proboscidea; Elephantidae. The transcript has 13 exons. The record is from RefSeq and is a predicted model, not a curated record. Gene Ontology annotation, biological process: positive regulation of early endosome to late endosome transport; regulation of cell shape; positive regulation of protein localization to early endosome. Gene Ontology annotation, molecular function: actin binding; cell adhesion molecule binding.
CUUAAGCGGCGGCGCGCGGGGCGGCCGGAGUCUCGGUGCGCCGCGGAGGAGCCUGCUGUCCUGCGCCUCACCGCUUCCUCGCACUCCAGGUCGGGGGGUCCCUUCGGCUGCUGCGACUGAGAGUUGUGUUUCCGAGGGAUUGAGGAGAACCUCCCGGGAACCGAAAAUGCCGAAACCAAUCAAUGUCCGGGUCACCACAAUGGAUGCAGAGCUGGAGUUUGCCAUCCAGCCAAAUACUACUGGGAAGCAGCUUUUUGAUCAGGUGGUUAAGACUAUUGGACUUCGGGAAGUAUGGUACUUUGGCCUCCAGUACGUGGAUAAUAAAGGAUUUCCAACCUGGUUGAAACUUGAUAAGAAGGUGUCUGCCCAGGAGCUCAGAAAGGAGACCCCCCUCCAGUUCAGGUUCCGCGCCAAGUUCUACCCGGAAGACGUGCCUGAGGAGCUCAUCCAGGACAUCACCCAGAAGCUCUUCUUCCUGCAAGUGAAGGAGGGGAUCCUCAGCGAUGAGAUCUACUGUCCCCCUGAGACCGCGGUGCUCCUGGGCUCCUACGCAGUGCAGGCCAAGUUUGGAGAUUACAACAAAGAGUUGCACAAGUCUGGGUACCUCAGCUCCGAGCGGCUGGUCCCCCAAAGAGUGAUGGACCAGCACAAGCUGACUCGGGACCAGUGGGAGGACCGUAUCCAGGUGUGGCAUGCUGAACACCGUGGGAUGCUCAGAGACAGCGCGAUGCUGGAGUAUCUGAAGAUUGCUCAGGACCUGGAGAUGUAUGGAAUCAACUAUUUUGAGAUAAAAAAUAAGAAAGGAACAGACCUGUGGCUUGGAGUUGACGCCCUUGGGCUGAACAUUUAUGAGAAAGAUGAUAAGUUGACCCCAAAGAUUGGCUUCCCUUGGAGUGAAAUCAGAAACAUCUCCUUCAACGACAAGAAGUUUGUCAUUAAGCCCAUCGACAAGAAGGCACCUGACUUCGUAUUCUACGCCCCGCGUCUGCGGAUCAACAAGCGGAUCCUGCAGCUCUGCAUGGGGAACCACGAGCUGUACAUGCGCCGUCGCAAGCCCGACACCAUCGAGGUGCAGCAGAUGAAGGCCCAGGCCCGCGAGGAGAAGCAGCAGAAGCAACUGGAGCGGCAACAGCUGGAAACUGAGAAGAAGAGGAGAGAAACAGUCGAGAGGGAGAAAGAGCAGAUGAUGCGGGAGAAGGAGGAACUGAUGCUGAGGCUGCAGGACUACGAGCAGAAAACCAAGAAGGCCGAGAAAGAACUUUCUGACCAGAUCCAGAGAGCCCUGCAGCUGGAGGAGGAGAGGAAGCGCGCCCAGGAGGAGGCGGAGCGCUUGGAGGCUGACCGUGUGGCUGCGCUGCGGGCCAAGGAGGAGCUGGAGAGACAGGCUGUGGAUCAGAUAAAGAGCCAGGAGCAGCUGGCCGCGGAGCUGGCCGAGUACACGGCCAAGAUUGCCCUGCUGGAGGAGGCACGGCGGCGCAAGGAAGACGAGGUGGAGGAAUGGCAGCACCGGGCCAAAGAGGCCCAGGAUGACCUGGUGAAGACCAAGGAGGAGCUGCACCUGGUGAUGACGGCGCCCCCACCGCCCCCGCCCCCCGUGUACGAGCCAGUGAAUUACCACGUCCAGGACAACCUGCAGGAGGAGGGCCCUGAGUACACGGGCUACAGCGCCGAGCUCUCCAGUGAGGGUAUCAUGGGCGACCGCAACGAGGAGAAGCGGAUCACCGAGGCCGAGAAGAACGAGCGCGUGCAGCGGCAGCUGCUGACUUUGACCAAUGAGUUGUCCCAGGCCAGAGAUGAGAAUAAGAGGACCCACAACGACAUCAUCCACAAUGAGAACAUGCGGCAAGGCCGUGACAAGUACAAGACACUGCGGCAGAUCCGGCAGGGCAACACCAAGCAGAGGAUUGAUGAGUUCGAGGCCAUGUAGACGCUCCACAAGUGGGGCAGAACUGUGGGCAGGCAGGUUGGGUGUGAUGGCUUCUGGGAGUCACUGUCAGACACCUGAAAUAGGUAUUUUUUUUAGUAUUCUAAGUCUAGAAACCCCUCAUCAUAUUCCAGUUUCUUUAAAAAGCGAGUAGUUAUUUCAGUGGGAAUACUCUGGGGCUGAGGACCAGUGGAAGUCUCCCUGGUUUGUUAUCCCAAUUGUAUCAUAGUGCCAAACAGGCCUGAUUUUUAUUACGGUGGGAUCACUUCCUGUUUUGUGCUUGGAGCAAGACCAAUCUGAAUUAAGGAAAGAUGCCUGUAAAGUUGGAAUAGCGAACUUUGUACUGGGCAUGUGUGAUACAAGAUUAAGUAUAAUUAAAGAGAACCACGCGGUGGCUUA